Molecule: messenger RNA, 5052 nt
Organism: Salvelinus namaycush (lake trout)
Lineage: Eukaryota; Metazoa; Chordata; Actinopteri; Salmoniformes; Salmonidae
Product: protein phosphatase 1 regulatory subunit 12A-like
Exons: 26
Coding region: 96-3380 (1094 amino acids)
Biological process (GO): signal transduction
Cellular component (GO): cytoplasm; Z disc; A band
Molecular function (GO): protein kinase binding; enzyme inhibitor activity; phosphatase regulator activity
Source: RefSeq, a predicted model, not a curated record
AGGCCCCCCUUCCCACGCCCAGUGCGCUGUGGGAUAGUGGCACUAUAAAGUAUAUCCUCUCUCGGAGAAAGAUAAGAAGCCCGAGACAGGAGGGGAUGAAGAUGGCGGACGCCAAGCAAAAAAGGAACGAACAGUUGAAACGGUGGUUAGGGUCGGAGACAGACAUCGAGCCUCCUAUUCUGAAAAAGAAGAAGACGAAGGUGAAGUUCGACGAUGGCGCCGUGUUUUUGGCUGCCUGCUCAAGCGGCGAUACCGAGGAGGUGCUCCGAAUGAUUGACCGGGGUGCUGACAUCAACUACGCCAAUGUAGACGGUCUGACUGCCCUCCACCAGGCGUGCAUAGAUGACAACGUGGACAUGGUGACGUUCCUGGUGGAGCAUGGGGCUGCCAUCAACCAGCCCGACAAUGAGGGCUGGAUCCCCCUCCACGCCGCAGCCUCUUGUGGGUACAUGGACAUAGCAGAGUAUCUGAUUGGCCAGGGAGCCAGCGUGGGGGUGGUGAACAGUGAGGGGGAGACACCACUGGACAUCGCUGAGGAGGAGGCCAUGGAGGAGCUCCUGAAGAAUGAGAUCAACCGACAAGGUGUGGACAUCGAGGCGGCCAGGAAGGAGGAGGAGCGGAUCAUGCUGAGGGACGCCCGGCAGUGGCUCAACAGCGGAACCAUCAACGACGUCCGACACGCCAAGUCCGGGGGGACCGCACUCCACGUCGCCGCCGCCAAGGGAUACGCAGAAGUUUUAAAGCUUUUAAUCCAAGCAGGGUAUGAUGUAAAUAUUAAAGACUUUGACGGCUGGACACCGCUCCACGCUGCUUCACAUUGGGGCAAAGAGGAGGCCUGCAAGAUACUGGUGGAGAACCUGUGUGACAUGGACCUUAUCAAUAAAGUGGGUCAGACAUCUUUUGAUGUUGCAGAUGAAGAUGUCCUUGGCUACUUAGAGGAAUUACAGAAGAAGCAGAAUCUGCUCAAUAGUGAAAAGAAGGAUGUUAAGAAGUCUCCCUUGAUAGAAACGACGACCACUGGGGACAACAAUCAAAAUCUAAAAUCCAUUAAGAGCAAAGAGACCCUCCUCCUGGAGCCCGAGAAGCCCGCCCUGCGCAUCGAGACCCUGGAACCGGAGAAGGUGGACGAGGAAGAGGAGGGCAAGAAGGACCAGGAGUCCAGCUGCUCCAGCGAGGAGGAAGAGGAGGAAGACUCGGAGUCUGAGACUGAAGCCGACAAGAGCAAGACGCCUGUCCCUGUGAGCAACAGUAACGGCACUACUGUGGUGCCAGCGCCGACCAGCGUUACGGUGUCUUCCACCUCCCCAACCAGCCCCACUAACCAGGUGACUCUCACCUCGCCUGUCAAGAAGGUGGCCCAGCAGGUGUCCCCUGCUGGUAAGGUCUCUCCUAAAGAGGUCUCCCCUAAAGAUAAACAGGAGGAUGACAAAACUAAGAAAUCGGACGAGUCCCCGGCGUCGUGGCGCCUGGGGCUGAGGAAGACUGGCAGCUACGGGGCACUGGCGGAGAUCACAGCCACUAAGGAGGCCCAGAAAGAGAAGGACACUGCCGGGGUGAUGCGCUCGGCCUCCAGCCCCCGCCUCUCCUCCUCCCUGGACAACAAGGACAAAGAGAAGGAAAAAGACAAAGGAACCAGACUUGCCUACGUUGCCCCCACCAUCCCCAGGAGACUGGCCAGUACAUCAGACAUUGACGAGAAGGAGAACAGGGACUCUGCUGCUAGUCUGGUACGUAGUGGCUCCUACACCAGGAGACGCUGGGACGAUGAGCUGAAGAACAGUGAAGGAAUCGCUUCCACCAACCGAACAACACCCAGCUAUCAGCGCAGCACGUCCCACACGCUAACGCUAGGGCGGAGCGGCAGCACGCGGGACGUGCCAGCCAAGUCCUCGUCCGCCUCCAGCUUGGACCCUAACACCUGUAACACUAAACCCUGGCAGUCGCCCGCCUCCCACUACCAGUCUUACAGCAUUUACCGCAGUGGUUCCUUUGGCAGGAGGCACGAAGACCUGGGUUCGACCACCUCUUCCUCCACUAGCACUACCACCACCACCUCGUCUGUUACCUCGCCCACCAGCCACCGUGACCGCAGCCUGCUCUCCAGCCUGGGCUCCUCCACCCGCACCGGAUCCUCCAGCCUCACCAGCAGGUACUGGGCAGAGGAAAGUGCGGAGAGGGAAAAGGAGCGGGAGAAGGAGUCUGCUGCAGUCAUCCCUACGAUUAACACUGCUUCUACCACCACCACGUCCACUACUGGCACUAUCAUUGGCUCUGACGGCAGGGAGAGACGCAGGUCCGACACGCGCACAUCGUACCUCACGCCUGUCCGGGAUGAAGAGUCGGAGUCCCAGAGGAAAGCCCGCUCCAGACAGGCUCGACAGUCCAGACGGUCUACCCAGGGUGUGACUCUGACUGACCUCCAAGAGGCAGAGAAGACCAUCGGCAGGAGCCGCCCCAUACGGACCCGGGACGAAGAGAAGGAGAAACAAGACAAGGAGAAGCAGGAGGAGAAGAAGGAGACUGGUGAAACCAAGGAGGACGACUACCGGUCGAGGUACCGCAGCUUCGAAGAGACUUACCAGCGCUACCGUCCCUCCACCACCUCGGCCACCACCCUGAGCACGGCCUCCACCACUUCCUCCAGCUCCCUCAACAGGCCCAACAGUCUGACCGGCAUCACCACCUCCUCCAGCUCCCUCAACAGGCCCAACAGCCUGACCGGCAUCACCUCCUCUUACAGCCGCUCCUCCAGGGACACUGAGAAAGAAUCAGACAAGAAGCAGCAGGAGAAGGAGGGAGAGGAUAAGUCCCAGCCCCGCUCCAUACGGGAUCGCCGGCGGCCCCGUGAGAAGAGACGCUCCACCGGGGUGUCUUUCUGGACCCAAGAUGGGAGUGAUGACAAUGACCCAGACCAGUCGGCGGACUCAGAGGAAGGCAGCAUCAAGGGUGAACCUCAGAGCGACCGACUGUCCAGGAAUGAGAGCAGCACUUCCUCUUCUGACCGCUAUGACCACUUGGGUAGCCGUGGCGAGGGUCGCAGGUCAUUCUCAAGCAGGCUGGACCGAGACGAUAGCACUGACUACAAGAAGCUUUAUGAGCAGAUCCUAGCUGAGAAUGAGAAGCUGAAGGCCCAGUUACGUGACACAGACCUGCAGCUGAAUGACUUGAAGCUUCAGCUGGAGAAAGCCACACAGAGGCAGGAGCGCUUUGCUGACCGGUCGCAGCUUGAGAUGGAGAAAAGGGAAAGAAGAGCUCUAGAAAGGAAGAUCUCUGAUAUGGAGGAGGAACUCAAGACGCUACCAGACUUGAAAGCAGACAACCAGAGACUAAAGGAUGAGAACGGAGCUCUUAUUCGAGUCAUUAGCAAGCUUUCCAAGUAGAACAGACCCCCCCCCCUCCCCCCUCCGCGCCCUCCUCCUGCGCCCGCCCACUCCUCCAUGGCAGUGACUAAUGGACUUGCAACUUUUAGGUAUUAAUUGCAAGAGACAUCAGCAUCGGGAAGACUCCUUCUCCCCUCAGCUUUUCUAUCCCUCUCUCCUCUACCACCACCACAGCGUCCUCCAUGUCCUCCCUCUCUCCAUUAGGUUAUUCUCCACUUCAACCUGUGGCUGCUCUCCAGAUAGAACCACUGAGUUUACAUCAGCAAAGGAUAGGGUUGUGAACAGCAUGUAAAAGCAUUUGCGGGCGGGGAAGCCUCAACUAUUUAACCAAUAAGCCUUAGUUGUACAUAAAACACUUGUAUCGAUCUCUCGGCUGUCACAGAAGAACAGUUAUUUCACACCUGAUUUUAUUUGUGCCACAAACUCUUAUUUGAUCUUUUUGUUUCCAUUUCCUGUUUGUUCCUCGACCUACAUACAAGGGUUGUGCGAUGUGUAGUUGUCCUGUGCGAUGUGUAGUUGUCCUGUUCUUUCUGACCCCCUCUCCCCCUGUUUUUGGAGGCUCUGUCUCACAGCAGAAGACUUCCCAGUGGUACCUCCCGUCUUAGUGCAUGCAACCCACCCCCUCCCCUGACACACACCACACAAGCACAUGCGCACACACCUCUAUCCACGCCACUCACACCCUUUCCAUUUCUGUACCUUUGUGUGUCUCCCUCAGAGGUAAAUGGAAUUAUCGCUUUACAGAACAGGUGGACUUGGUGGAAUGUAAGCUUUCACUGUAUGUGCAAUAUGCAUUUAUUUCUAAUAAAAAUGCUUUAAUGAUGAGUCCAUCACUAGUAGGAUUUUCACUCCUCUUCCAUCUUUCCAUCGCUCACCCCUUUCACUGACCCUCUCCCCCCCUCUUUUCUUUAAGGUUGUAGUGUAGUCGUUGGUUUAUACUCUGUAUUUCUCACUUCGUUUUAGCAGGUACUGAGUGAUGCUGUAUAUACCUGUAUGUAUCGUUUGAGACCAGCACAUGGCAUGCAUUUAUGAUUCCCGUCUGUUACUAUUAAAAAUAUACAAACUCCAGAGGACAAAAAAAGUGUGUUUAACUAUUUUCUUCAUUUAUAGUCUGAAGACAUUGGAUUACAAUAGGGCCUCUCUCUUAAAGGGAAUGGCUGGCAGUGUUCCGUGCUUUUUCUUUCCAGUUUUAAGUGUUCACGGUAUUUAAGAUACGAAUAAUAUAAUUGCUUCUACAUUUCACACAUUGUAUUCAGUAUCUUUGGAUGAGUGCUGUUCAUUUUCUUUUCAGUAGUUUUUUAAGCCGUAGUAUUAGCCAAGGUGUUGUCACUAAAAUAUCUUAGGUAUUGCUAACCCAGUCCUUUUUACAAUGUCUACAUGCACUGUCAAUGCCAUGUGAGGAGUAUUUGAUGUCAGCCACCAUCAAAUAAAGUCCCUGCAUCAAACACAUUUUAUGCAUUUCAGUGGCCUUUUUAAGGAUACUGUAGCAAAGAAAACAAGUUGCUGUAGUUGGCCAACAGUCCAUCUCCUCUUUUGGUUUACAUUUUUUCUGUUUUUCCUUUUUAAAUUUCCCAUCUUGUAAAAUAGGCGUGUGGCUUCAUACAUGUGAGCUGUGCUGUGACUACCAACCACUGAAGAGUUCAUUAAAAAUAAACUUGUACAUUGUAAAGCC